AUGGCCGCCCACAAAUUUAAAUAUUUCAAAGGUUCUGUAAUGCAUUACGGGCCCUAUGGUUUUGCUUCAGACCAAUACAAACCAACAAUUUCGACCUUAGAUAUUAAUUGGCAAUCAACAAUAGGCCAAAGAAUUGGGCCCAGUUUUUUGGACAUUUUAUCAAUAAAUAGAGCCUAUUUUUGUUCUGAAAAGUGUUCAAAACCUUUAAUUAAUUGUUUACAUGGAGGCUAUCCAAAUCCAAAUAAAUGUUUGGAGUGUAAAUGUCCUCUCGGAUUUUCUGGAAAAUUAUCAACAAAACAAAAGAUCAACUCUGUCGAUCUUCUGGGUGUUAUUCAAAAUAAUUUUAAAACCUUUCAGCUUUCCAAAACUAAAAUAAAAAUAUCUUCCCCCUCACACCCAAAUUUAUUCCCUUCAAAUAUUGACUGUAUUUGGCUGUUAAAAGCCCCGCUUGGAGGGCAUAUAUUUUUACAAUUUUCUUCAGAAAAUUUUUAUUAUUCUUGUGAAGAUACAUGUGACAAGUCUUUUAUUGAAUUAAAGACUGGGCCAGAUUUUAGAAUUACUGGAUAUCGGUUUUGUUGUUCUGUUGCUCCAAAAAAUAUUUUUCGUUCUUCUGGGUCAGAAAUGAUUGUUAUACAUUCUGGACAGGGACCUUCAAGUGAAGGAUUUUUGGCUUAUAUUUGGAGUGAUUUGGACUGGGAAAAGAAUCCAAAUUCAAUAAAGGAAACAACUCUAGAGUUAACAACUUUAAAAAUAAAUAAAGAAAAGGAAACUGCAACAGAAACAAUAGAACCACACACUACAACAACUGGUACAACUGAAAAUUUCAUUGAAAAUACGACAGAAGGAAAAGAAAUUGUUUUCUCGUCUACUACAACACCAACAGAAUUAAAAACAACCCCAACAACACAAAUAAAUAAUUGUUUAAAUUGCGACAAUUGGUCCCAUUGGGAAGAAUGUACACAAAUAUGUGGGGGGUGUGGAAAAAUUAAAAGGAAACGAAUUUGUAAUAAAACAAGCUGUCAAACUGAAGAAAAAAGAUUAUGUAAUCAAAAUGCUUGUCCGGUUGGAACGAAUUUUUUGUUUAGCAACGGAGAAUUUCAGUUAAAUUUUUACCCCUAA
Molecule: messenger RNA, 1119 nt
Organism: Meloidogyne enterolobii
Lineage: Eukaryota; Metazoa; Nematoda; Chromadorea; Rhabditida; Meloidogynidae
Source: the annotation of a GenBank genome assembly